AUGACUGACGACGGCACCUCGAUCACCGCCGGCCAACUGGGCGAUCUUCGCGUCGCCCAGCCGACCUUCCUCGCCGGAGUGCCCCUCAUUCUGGACCGAAUUCGCAAGUCUCUGGCCACCAAACUGGAAAGUCGGUCCAUCUUCUGGACGCAGCUUUUCAAGUACGCCUGUGCCUAUAAAAACUUCUGGUUAGGCCUAGGCUACGAUACGCCCAUAGUCAAUCGAUUGGUUUGCAAGCGAGUUCAGGCGCAGCUGGGCGGUCGGGUGGAGUUCAUGUUCUGUGGCGGAGCGCCGCUCAGUGCUGACACGCAAAAGAUCAUGAAGGCAUUUCUCAAUAUCAAAAUUAUGAUUGGAUAUGGCUCAACCGAAACUUGCGGCGCCGUACUGAUGACUGAUUUGAACGACAAUUCAGUGGGCCGUGUUGGUGGCCCGAUGUCUGGUCAGAAGGUUCGCCUGAUUGACUGGCUUGAAGGUGGCUACUCGGUGCAUGACAAGCCUAGACCACGCGGGGAGAUUGUCAUCGGCUCGGCUUCAAUUACCAAAGGAUACUACAGGCUGCCCGAGCAGACGGCAGAGACUUAUGAGGUGACGGAGGAUGGCACAAGGUGGGUGAAGAUGGGAGACAUUGGCGAAGUUUAUCCCAAUGGAACUUUUAAGAUUAUUGACCGGAGAAAGGAUCUAGUGAAGAUGCAAUAUGGUGAAUACGUGUCACUGGGAAAGAUUAUUGACCGGAGAAAGGAUCUGGUGAAGAUGCAAUAUGGUGAAUACGUGUCACUGGGAAAGGUGGAAGCAGAGUUGAAGAAUUUUAAAUACGCUGAAAACGUUUGCGUCUACGGCGAUUCUAUGAAGAUGUACACUGUGGUCUUCAUCUCACCGAGCAUUGCUGCCUUGC
This is a messenger RNA of Rhagoletis zephyria (snowberry fruit fly), 892 nucleotides long. The record is from RefSeq and is a predicted model, not a curated record. NCBI's taxonomy places the organism in Eukaryota, Metazoa, Arthropoda, Insecta, Diptera, Tephritidae.